Entamoeba invadens IP1 is the source of this 636-nucleotide messenger RNA. RefSeq lists its product as hypothetical. The transcript has a single exon. The record is from RefSeq and is a predicted model, not a curated record. Bases 1 to 636 code for a protein of 211 amino acids. NCBI's taxonomy places the organism in Eukaryota, Evosea, Mastigamoebida, Endamoebidae.
AUGGACACACAAACAUCAUUCUACAAUUGCGACGUGAGUUUCAUGCUCGAUGACGAACUCAAAGUGGUAAGUAGAUUUGCUUUCAUGUGCGAUGUAGACGACGGAUUUAAUGUCAAAUGUGGUGGCAUUGUUGUACCACAACACCUUUGUGUGGGGAUUGUUGCUGACCUUUUUGGAGGCAAACUUACACUUACCAAAGUUUCUCCAAUUGAUACUAAUGAUAAAAAGAAUAAUGUGAAGGCAACAUUUAUUAGUAGUCUGCAAAGGGGUAUUAAGGCAAUAAAUGGAAAUACAGAUAAUUACCACAAAGCAGAUGCGAAGACAUUUUGGAGUUCAAGACUCUUGAAAACGUCGCAAGACUUUGCUGUUUUCAAAAACUUAAUCAACACGCCAAACACACAGAAACAAGCGAUUCAAGCCGUGUUUCUUCGACAAGACAAAAUUGAGGAGAAGUGCUUACUCUUUCAAGCAACUCACACAAUCAAAGAUGUCCUUAACGAAAUUAACACCAAUCUUAACACAACCUUCACCAAAGUGAUAUGUCAAGGAUUACCACUUCCGUAUUGUAUGGACAUCCAAACACUCCAGAAAAGCUGCCUCUCUUCGACUCUGCAAAUCCCAUUUGUUCUUUUUUAA